UUAUAUAGUCCAUUCCUGGUUGAUCUAGUUCACCUAAAAAGUAUUCUUUAAAUUCCACUAAUAAACCGGCUACAUGGAAAGAACGAUUCUAACGACUAUAAUAAUAACAGGGCCACCAGGUGUAGGUAAAACCACGCUGGUCCGUAAGAUCUGCUCGAAUCUGCGGGAUAAAGGGCACAUCCUCCGAGGUUUCUAUACGGAAGAAGUGCGAAGUGAAGGAAUUGGCCAAAGAAUUGGAUUUGAUGUGGUUACUUUGGAUGGAAAACAUGGAAUUCUGUCACGAGAGAAUCCAAUAGAUAAACUGCGACGCCCCAAAGUGGGCAAGUAUUCAGUAUUUAUCCAGGACUUUGAGGACCUCACGUUGCCUUUGCUGGCUAAUAAGGAUUCUCGGCCAGAACCAGAGCUCCUGGUCAUCGACGAAGUGGGCAAAAUGGAGCUGCUUAGCAAGCGUUUCGAGUCGGCCGUGGGUGAUCUUCUUAGGAAAAAACGACCCUUAGUCGUCACAAUACCCGAAAAGUCGAGCUUAUCUUUGGUAGAGCAGAUCAGAAAAACAUCCGGAUCGAUUCUCUACCAGGUGACCAAGUCAAAUCGGAAUACUUUGUCCACGGAAAUAACAGAUCUGAUCACAAUGUCCUUGCUUGUAACAAAAUAAACUUGUUGGUCUCUUUA
Molecule: messenger RNA, 669 nt
Organism: Drosophila gunungcola (fruit fly)
Lineage: Eukaryota; Metazoa; Arthropoda; Insecta; Diptera; Drosophilidae
Product: nucleoside-triphosphatase THEP1
Molecular function (GO): ATP hydrolysis activity
Source: RefSeq, a predicted model, not a curated record